AUAAUUCAUUAUAAAUACUCUUGAUAAAUAAAACAAACAUUAUAUGAUACAUGAUUUUUUAUUUUUUUUUUGUACAAAAUGAAUGUAGAUAAUAAUAUUCCAUGCCAAUGGAUGUACACAUUAGAAGGAAAUUGUAAAGAAAAAAAUUUGUUAAUUAAGAUAUUGAAUAUAUCUGCUAUAUGUUAUGGUAUAUUAGCAUUAAAAAAUGUUUUUUUUAUUAUAUGGAGAGUAUAUUUAAGGAAAGUCGAAAAAAGAGGUUGUGCACCAUUAGAUUAUAUGGUAACCUUCGCAUUUAUAUUCAAUUUAUUAAGAAGUGUUGAUAAUUUCAUAGUGGUGUACAAUUUAUUUCCUGAAGCAAUUAUAUUUAGAGUAUCAUUUUUUGCAAUAUCUUGGAUACCUGGAGCAACAGUAAUAUAUUUAUAUUUAGCUGUAGUGUUUCGUACAAUACCAAGAUUGAUUUUACAUAGAUUAACAUGUAAAGAAAAUACUUUAUGGAUACUAAAUACUAAAAAAAUUACCCCUGUAUUAUGGACAUUAUCAACAAUUACUUCUAUUGGAUUAAUAUCAAGUUCUGUCUUGGCAGGUUAUUUUCUCAAAGAACAAAAAGUAAAAGAAAUGAUUAUAGCAUUUUCCGCACAAAUGUUUUUUUUUUUAUUUAUUAAUUUUAUUUGUUGGAUUUUGUUCCUCUAUUAUGGUAGAAUUUUAGUUAAACUUACAAGGGAAAGUUUAACUUUAGCUGGUAUGAAUGAUGAACGAAAAGAUAUUGAAAAGAAAAAAUUCGAUAUUUACAUUCACAAGAUGAAAAUGUUUAAUUAUAUUUUUGGUGGAAUAAGUUUAUUGUUUGUAUUAUGUUUGAUUCCCAUAACAAUUUUUUAUAAAAAAUUUCUGAUGGAAAUUUUCAUUACAAAUUUAUUAUACUGCUUGACUUGUAAUGUAUAUUCCAUAAUAAUGGUUGGAAUAAUAGGAUUCUUCAUUAUUUAUUCGGAAUUUAAAUCAAGAAAUUUAGAAGGAAGGAAAGAACCUGUUCAUAGUACGUGGAUGCAAACAGAAAUUUCUUAUCAAAAUUUAUCCCGUCAUAUUUAAAUAAUUAGUACUAAUGUUACCUAUCUUUUCUUAAAAUAAUUAUUGUAAAUAUAAUUAUAACUUUUUUUUUUUUUUAU
This is a messenger RNA of Rhizophagus irregularis DAOM 181602=DAOM 197198, 1160 nucleotides long. The record is from RefSeq and is a predicted model, not a curated record. Lineage: Eukaryota; Fungi; Glomeromycota; Glomeromycetes; Glomerales; Glomeraceae.